GGUUGACACUGACAGCGUUUAAAUAGUGAAUAAAAUAAAUCACACACGUGUGGCAAUCAUCUAAAAAAAAUGUUUACAAUAUCAACGAAUAUCAAGCAUUUCGUGAGGCUGAGGCCGAUGCAACCAGCAAUUUUUAGUUAUUCAAAAUUUGCCAAAUUAAAAAGUAAUGACGAACGUGCGGCUGAGUUACAAAAACAACGAUAUAACGUCGUUCAUACAGCAAUAACAUCAGCGCUAAAGAAACAAAAAUGUUUGCCGGCAUCCGAGUGGAAAUUAAUUGUAACCGAGUUACAAAAGAAUCCCGAGUUCAGGAAUGAAAAUACCUUGAAUAAGCUUGUAUUUACAGUUUUAUUGUCACUUCGGCCGAAUGAUUCGUUGCAAAAUGCCCGAACUUUUAUUGAAUCGUUCGGUUUGAAAUAUGAAGACUUGGGCAUACGGCGAUUCAUUAUUCAGCUGUACGCAAAAAAGGCAUCAGUGGAAAAAUUAACCGAAGCGGAGGAACAGCAGUUGAUUGAUUGGUGCAACGACCUCAUAGCCCGAGAGUUUUACAUUCUAUCGGAAAUGCAUUCAAUAGUCGUGAUGGGACUGUGUGCGACGAAAGAGUGGCGAAAAGCAUUGGACCUAGCAAAACCAAGUUCAAGCUCACUCAAUAUUUUAGCAAGAAAAACUCUGCAUCAGAAUGAAAUUGAGUCAACGUGGAAAAUAUUAACAAAUUUAACACACCUCAGCAAAAGCUAUCAACACCUGGCUAGCAAAACGAUUGUUGCGUUCGCAAAAUACUUUGAAAAUAAUCGAGAAGAAAUUCCACAAAAUGCUGAAAAAUUGCUCACAUUUUGUGAACGUCUUCAGACGGUGUUUGACGAACCAACGCUCAGAGUAUUGACGAGUGCUCUUUACAAAAGUGGACACGAAGCAAAAAUCACCAACGUUGACUAUUCGGGCGUCUGUCGAAAUUGCAACAGCAAUCUGCAAGCAGUUCGGAUAGCAAACAAAGACUUCAUCACAUUGCAGAAUGAGUUUUUGAACAAUGUAGUCGGUAAAGGUCAAGCCAAUAUCAUCUAUCAGAAAACAACACCUGAGGAGUGGCAAGCAUUUGAGCGUACAAUUAAAGAGAACGGUCCAUUUGACAUCGUUAUGGAUGGAUUGAACGUUUCUUAUUUGGCAAAUCAACAAAAUAUUCAUGUAGCAGAUAAAUUAGCAUUCACAAAAUUUAAACAUAAACAAAAACCAUGUGCAUUUGCGUUGGCGAAUGUAGUGUCACAACUCACUGCAGAAGGAAAGCGUGUUUUAGUUGUUGGAAGGAAGCAUAUGAACAGAUGGCCAAAAAUGAAUGCAAUUCGUCAAAUGGCAACGGUUUUCCUAGUCGAUGAUAUAUCCAAAGACGACAUAUUUUUGCUCUAUGCGGCAUUAUACAGCGGUCCCAAUUCAUACAUUUUAUCCAACGAUUAUAUGCGACAGCACAAAUUUGCAAUUGGACAACAAUUCGAUGCACUGUUUAAAAAAUGGCAACAAGAGCAUUGGUAUGGAUUCACAAUCGGCACAGAUAAACCAAUCGAACUGGUCAAACCGAUGGCAUUCAAAAUGUACAGCCAUAAAAUUGGUGAUUUUUGGCAUCUGCCAUUCAAAACUAAUGCAGAAAUUGAAUCCAAAACAUGGAAUCAAUAUGAUCAACCGAAAAAUUGGGCUUGUGUUCGAAUUAAGCAAAAUGUGGAGAAAUAAUUUUUUUUUUUUUAGAAAAAUAAAUUCAAAUUCGAAA
Sitodiplosis mosellana (orange wheat blossom midge) is the source of this 1756-nucleotide messenger RNA. RefSeq names its product mitochondrial ribonuclease P catalytic subunit-like. Gene Ontology annotation, molecular function: ribonuclease P activity. Lineage: Eukaryota; Metazoa; Arthropoda; Insecta; Diptera; Cecidomyiidae. The record is from RefSeq and is a predicted model, not a curated record. The transcript is spliced from 5 exons. Gene Ontology annotation, biological process: tRNA 5'-leader removal; mitochondrial tRNA 5'-end processing. Bases 70 to 1719 code for a protein of 549 amino acids. Gene Ontology annotation, cellular component: mitochondrial ribonuclease P complex; mitochondrion.